This is a messenger RNA of Pseudoliparis swirei, 753 nucleotides long. RefSeq names its product ribosomal protein L13a (gene rpl13a). NCBI's taxonomy places the organism in Eukaryota, Metazoa, Chordata, Actinopteri, Perciformes, Liparidae. The transcript has 6 exons. Gene Ontology annotation, cellular component: ribosome; cytosolic large ribosomal subunit. The record is from RefSeq and is a predicted model, not a curated record. Gene Ontology annotation, biological process: translation; negative regulation of translation. The coding region runs from base 277 to 705 and encodes 142 amino acids. Gene Ontology annotation, molecular function: structural constituent of ribosome; mRNA binding.
AAGGUCAAUCUUUUUUUUGUGAAGUUGGAAGGAAAGCUGACUUCAUUAGCUGUUAGUGAAACUUAAUUCCAGAAAUGGUACCUUUUAAAACCUGCUGUUUCUGCUACUUGAUGGCAGGGCCCACCUAAUGCUAAGCUACCCGGGCGGCUCGAUGCUGUUGUGGCCAAACAGGUUCUGCUCGGACACCACGUGUUGGUGCUGAGAUGUGGAGGAAUCAACAUUCCCGGAAACUUUUACCGCAACAAGCUGAAGUACCUGGCCUUCCUGCGGAAAAAGAUGAACACUAACCCCUCUCGUGGACCGUUCCACUUCAGAGCUCCCAGCAGGAUCUUCUGGAGGACUGUUGGAGGCAUGCUGCCCCACAAAACCAAGCGAGGACAGGCUGCUCUGGAUAGACUGAAGGUGUUUGAUGGUAUCCCCCCGCCCUAUGACAAGAGGAAGCGCAUGGUUGUUCCAGCUGCCCUUAAGAUUGUGCGCCUGAAGCCCACUCGCAAGUUCGCCCUCCUUGGGCGUCUGGCACACGAGGUCGGGUGGAAAUACCAGGCCAUCACAGCCACUCUGGAGGAGAAGAGGAAGGAGAAGGCUAAGAUCCGCUAUGGCAAGAAGAAGACACAGAUCAAGCUGACCAAGCUGGCAGUAAAGAACGUUGAGACCAAGAUUGCAAAAUUCACGGACGUUUUGAAACUAUAUGGAGUCCUUGUUUGAGCUUGUUGUCUCUGGCCAAUAAAGAUGAAUAAAUGUUUAUAGAAAGUA